Zeugodacus cucurbitae (melon fly) is the source of this 1382-nucleotide messenger RNA. RefSeq names its product ADP-ribosylation factor-like protein 1 (gene Arl1). Gene Ontology annotation, biological process: vesicle-mediated transport; intracellular protein transport. The coding region runs from base 206 to 748 and encodes 180 amino acids. The record is from RefSeq and is a predicted model, not a curated record. Gene Ontology annotation, molecular function: GTP binding; GTPase activity. NCBI's taxonomy places the organism in Eukaryota, Metazoa, Arthropoda, Insecta, Diptera, Tephritidae. The transcript is spliced from 4 exons. Gene Ontology annotation, cellular component: cytoplasm; Golgi apparatus.
AUAUUUGACAUAAACCAAACCGUUCUCAUCGUCUGUGUAAAAAAAAGUGAAAAUACGGAUUAUUUUCACAUAUGAAUUUAUUUUAAUUAAACCAAAUGUGCGUGCAUUAAUUUUUCUAGCGCAAAUAAUUAAAACAAACUAAAUACACACAAUAUAUAUAAUAAGUAAAUUAGAACUAUCGCCAACGUAUUGUAGUUAAAAUAAAAUGGGUGGUGUAUUAAGUUACUUUCGCGGCCUGCUCGGUUCACGCGAAAUGCGCAUACUGAUAUUAGGGCUGGAUGGUGCUGGUAAAACGACAAUACUGUAUCGUCUGCAAGUCGGUGAGGUGGUCACAACAAUACCGACUAUUGGUUUCAAUGUCGAACAGGUUACGUACAAGAAUUUAAAAUUCCAAGUAUGGGAUUUGGGUGGACAGACAAGUAUAAGACCGUAUUGGCGUUGUUACUAUAGUAAUACAGAUGCUAUUAUCUAUGUAGUGGAUUCUGCAGAUCGUGAUCGGAUAGGCAUAUCUAAAGAUGAGCUGCUAUACAUGUUGCGGGAAGAGGAACUUGCCGGCGCCAUACUUGUUGUGCUCGCCAACAAACAGGAUAUGGAAGGUUGUAUGACAGUGGCGGAAGUGCAUCAUGCGCUCGGUUUGGAAAAUUUAAAAAAUCGUACUUUCCAAAUAUUCAAAACAUCAGCGACCAAAGGUGAAGGUUUAGAUCAAGCGAUGGAUUGGCUUUCCAACACAUUGCAAAGUCGUAAAUAGUGCAACUAGAAAUAUAGAAAAAAAAAACUCCUUGUCCCAUACCAACUGUACCCAAAAAAAAGUUCUUUAAACUAUUAUUUGUUCUUAAUUUUAAGUAAUUACUAUAUGCAUUUUAUAUACUUACAUAUAAAAAAAACAUAAAUGAAAUCAAGUAAAUUGUUGGUAGCCAGCACAUAAGGCAAUUGCAAGUGUAUAUUAAUAAGAAAACGUAUUGAUAAAAAAAAACACUACUAUGAUGUGACUUCACCACGGCGCACCCACACACAACAUAAACAAUUAAGAAAAUAUUAAUUAAAAAAAAAAAAAUUAAAAAGUAAUUUGUGAAACAAACUAUUACACUAAAGUAAUUAAAGUCAAAAACAGUUGUAUUUAAUAACGGUGUCAAAGAAAUUUGAAAUCGAAAUUUUCUACUGUUGCGUUAAUAACCGAAUAUAUCAAUAAUCAGCAAUUAAUUUUCUAGUUCGGUUCGGAUAAAACAUGAAUUAAUAUUAAAAGUCUUAAAAAUAGGGUGGCGCUGCGCUUUCACUACCAACGCGCAUUGUAGUAUUUUUUUUUUAGUUUUUAGUCAACGAUUGGCGCGGUAUCUUUGUAAAAAAAAACAAUAUAGCAUUAAUAAAAACGAUAAAAAUAUAAA